Molecule: messenger RNA, 717 nt
Organism: Sphenostylis stenocarpa
Lineage: Eukaryota; Viridiplantae; Streptophyta; Magnoliopsida; Fabales; Fabaceae
Source: the annotation of a GenBank genome assembly
AUGUACAGCAUUCUAAAUCAUGACUUUAGUCUGACUUGGCUUAAAGGUGUAUGCGCUGCUGUUAGUUCUUUCAAUCCUGAUAAUUAUGCUUCAGUGACAUGUGAAUGGAUGAAAUCUAGUAAAAUGCCUGUGAAUCCACUGCUGGCCCUGUUUCAUAACUUUGAGCAAGUCUCAAAUUUUGUUCAACAUCAUCUCUCUAAUUUUAUAGGUCCUCAUCUUCAGUCAUCAGGGCUCCCUGGUAGUGGCUCUCUAUUCUCUAUCUCUUCCUCCACGAAAUCUCCACUUGCCAAAAUUACAUCUUCUGUACAACUUGAUGAUACUGCUGUCAAGGGAAAGUCUACUACCCCAGUGCCUAAAGAAGAGCUUGGAAGGGCUACUUGGACUCUACUUCACACUCUAGCAGCUCAGUAUCCAGAUAAGCCUACAAGACAGCAGAAGAGGGAUGUAAAGGAACUGGUGCAAAUCUUAUCUCGAAUGUAUCCAUGCAGGGAAUGUGCAGAUCAUUUUAAAGAAAUUCUUAGAGCAAAUCCUGUACAGACUGGGUCACAUGCUGAAUUUUCUCAGUGGUUGUGUCAUGUUCACAACGUUGUUAAUAGAAGCCUUGGCAAACCAGUAUUCCCGUGUGAACGAGUUGAUGCAAGAUGGGGCAAACUAGAAUGCGAACAGAAAGCCUGUGAAAUUAUUGGUAGUACAUCAUUUUUUGGGAAGAUAAAAUAG